This is a messenger RNA of Talaromyces atroroseus, 2565 nucleotides long. RefSeq lists its product as hypothetical. The record is from RefSeq and is a predicted model, not a curated record. The transcript has a single exon. The coding region runs from base 1 to 2565 and encodes 854 amino acids. Lineage: Eukaryota; Fungi; Ascomycota; Eurotiomycetes; Eurotiales; Trichocomaceae.
AUGUUGCCCGAAUUUUUGCAGAGUAGUUACGCUCGCUACAAAGCAGAUACCAAUACAUUUGCAAUAUGGCUACUGGAGACGGCGAGCCGAUGUGGCUAUCGACCAUCCACGCUCUCUGCUCCCGUCCCUACUGCCAAAGAGGGUAAGAGUAAACGCAAAGGCAAAAGCGAUGAUCCAGAUGCAGAUCCAUCACUUCACUAUAGAGCGACUACCAAAGAUUUGCAAAAGCUCGCCGAUGUGAUUGCCCACUCUGCUCUCACCGUACCCAAGUCAGUUCUCAUCAUCGCGAAGCGCGCCAUCAAACUGAGAAAAGCGGUGACUUCCUGGUUCUUGGGCCAGGGCGACUCCACAAACAACAGGCGGCAUGCUCAUUUCAUCGAUGUGCUGGAGCAGAUUUGUGACGCGCUCGAAUGGAAAAUCAACACGCCCCCGAAGCCAGAUGCUAAGCAGUCAUUACCGACUUCUGAGGCCCACAGUGACGACGCCGAUGCUGACCGGUUUGUAAACAAAUUUGCCGUUCUCACGGUGGAGGAACCCCAGGAUACUGCGCAAGCUCAACCGACGCCCGCAGAAUCUAAGAAGGUCGUUAAGGUGACUGUUGUUGAAGAGGAAGAGGACGACAAUGAGGCAGCAGACUCGCAUUUUAGUCGGUUGUUCUUCAAGACCCUCUGCUUACUUCAAGACCUAAACAAUAUGCGAAAAUUCAUUUCCGUCACCUGGUCAGAGUAUCGAGAUAAGAAAAUCGACCUUAUGAACGCCGCUGUCGUGACUGACAGUGCUUUACAACUUGCCCGAGAUCUUGUGAAGGAAGUGGAGGAAGACUGGCGCACUUCGCUCACGGGAGAAAAGGACGAUGUUCAGACUCUUGUCUACAAUUAUGCUGUAUUGACUCGCGGAAUGUCUGCGGCUCCAUCCACUGAGAUUGGUCUGCCAUACAACAGGAACAUGGCUGAUAUAGCCGACUGGUGCUAUAUUCCAACUAAGGUCCUUCUUGAGUCCUUUGCAAGUGUUCUCCAGGACAAUCAUCUGCCAGUCUUUAAAAAAGAAUACUUCGGCACCUAUAACCUGAAAGCGGAUAGAGAGCGGAUGUCUGUCGGUCAGAAGUUUAGUGAAGACAAAAUCAUUCUUCUUUCGAUUUUGCCAGAGUUUUGCAUGCUUGAUACAUUCCAAAUCCAGAUGCCUACCGAGGACACCAUCACUCGAGGUCUUACUGAGUUUGCCAAGACCAAACGGGUUACCAUGUGGCUUUGCUUCUUCUCCCAGAUCUUCCUCGACGUCCAUCAUAUCAUGCGAUACAGUACGUUGGGUGCAUUCGAAGACCUCCGAGUGUCUGGACUUCGUAUCCAGAAGACUAUUGAUGACUACCUGCAACUGUCUACAACACACCCUCAGCCCAAAUUUUGGCCAAAAGAGAGUGACGAGGAAAUUCGAAAUAUAGGCAUGACCGUGAAGUCAUGGAUCAUACAAGAUCUGUUCCUUGAUAUUCGAGUCCGGUCUGGAAUCGACAAAGUUGGUUCCCCACCCGAAAAGCAUGCGCUCCUCUCACAGCACGCUAUACUCUGCGGCUUGUUCCUGUUCAACCUCAAUACUCGUAUGCAGUUUGUUGGCCAGCAGCUCGUCACCCAAUGGUACGAUGUCCAACAACUGGCCUUCUUGCACAACCUUGUCAUAAAUUCUCCAACGCAUAAGGACCUGAGAUGGCAUGAUAUGGAUGCUUUCAUCAAGAUCCACGGGGAAUCUCAUAUUUUCAUUGGGUCUCGGCCAGAGAACGCCAAGGAAUCUCUGAACAGGCUUGAGUUGGCCACAGGCAUCUCAUCCGUUGCCAAUUUUGCCCGUGAUUCCCGGAGCAAAAGAUUUCAUGCUCCUGAUGGCAAGGCUCCCCGAGUGCUCAAGCCCACUACUACUGUGGCGAACUUGUUCUUCACCCAGUACGUUGGUGGUUCUGAGAAAGAUGGCGGGAUUUGCCACAUUGACAGAGUCCUGGACGAACUUUCACAGAAUUCAAAGCUUGAAUCAUCCAGUAAUGAGCUUCGGAGAGCCAAUCCGGAAUUUUUCAUUGCUCGAAAGUGGUCUAACACCCACAACAUUGACACGCUGCACCUUCUCGCCUUCCUGAAGACCAAGCUUUUCGAAGAGGAGCCCAUCAUCUUGUACAACUACUUCGGCAUGCACAAACGCUCUGUCGAGCUACUCAGACUGAUCCGAGACAAAGAGCACCACAAAUUCGUUCAAUAUUUCCCGUCGCCGUACAUACCUGAUGAUUCUUUCAUAUCUAACAUCGUCAUCCUUAUCCAUCACGUUGCGCAAGGCUCGGCCCGAAAUGCACGUGCAAUGGGACUGGCCUCUGGUGGAGCUGAGGUAAUGAGUCGCAUUGUCAUGAGCGCUGGCGACGUGAUGCGAGAAUACUUGAAGAAGAAUGGAGAUGUGGCAUGCAAAGAGCUGAGAGUGUUCUGCAAAAACAAAAAACCAAUUCAAGAUGACGUUGUCUAUGACACGGGCAAAUCAGACAAGCCGAUGUAUUCUUUCAGUCUUGAGGACGUUCUGGGUCCUAAGGGCGUGGCCUAG